AUGACUGCAAAUCCAGCAGAAGUUAUUUCAAGUGCUCAGAAAUCUACCUCACAGCUUCUGUUUUUUGACACAUUAACAGCAAGUAAUUUUAGUAGCGACGAACUUCCAACAGAAUGCAUUAGAUUUCACCAACGUGUCGUUUUGUCUGAGAUAAGGGUAGUUCCAAAACAUUUUCGUCCGUUUAAAGGCAGUCGUAAAAAUGAUCAUGUAGGACAGACUUCCCCUAAUAAAUUUGACCUAAAUCUUCUUAUUCAUAAAACUCUUACUGCCGAUUCAGCUAAACCACCAGAAAAGCGACCACCAACUUUACCUUUACACCCCUUAACAAUUUCUUUCGACGAAAAGAAAGGAUUCCUUAGCUAUGAUGUCACUCUAUUGCCUGAAGCCACUACGCGUUUUAUAAUACUUCGUGGAAAUUACCAACAUGUGACAUUAUGUAUUUAUGGAAGAGUCAUGGAAAGUAGCAAGCCUCAAAAUAUAAAAUCUAAGGAUAAAAUAGGUGCAUCUACAAUUUGCAAAAAAUCAUCAUCAACGUCAAUCAUGGGUAAUAAUAUAGAGAUAAAAGUUGAAGAAAAUUCACUUGGAAAUAUAUCUAUUAAAAAAGAUGAUGAUAGAAUUGAUGAAAUGGACUCUACCGAACCUCUAGAGACUUUUAAUCAUGAUGUUAUAAUGGACGGUGUUCAGGAAGAACAAAAUACUCCCGUAACAGACUCUUCAUCGGUUCAAAUUCUUGACGAGUUAAAAGCUACUGAAGGACAAUUUGUAACAACAAUGGAAGAAGAUGCAUUCUAUUUAGAUGAUGGACAUAGAGAUACUAACUCUGAUGCUGAUAAGAUAAGUACAUUGUUGAACAAAGAUCGUGCUGGAGCUUUCAGAAUAUUGUCUCCUGCGAAUGCGGUUGACUUUUCUGUUUGGAAUUUGGAUGAAAAAUUAAAUAAAGAUAUACUUGUGUAUCAUACAUCACCGGAUGAACCACCUUUAUCACGAGCUUCUAAGCCAAUAUUCAAAAAAGCUUGGGAUGAACUUAACAUUUAUGAGAAACAAAUUCAUUCGUUCUUGUCUAUGAUGGAUAUUGAAAAUAAGAUGGAUAUUAACUCUUAUACUGAAGGAACUUCAAUUCCAUUUGAAGAAUUGCUCCAUCAACUCAGCAAUGUAAUUGUGGAAGGAUUUCUCUGGGCAAAGUGCAAUAUGAUUCAAUAUGAAGACGAAUUGAAUACAGUAUAUAAAGGUGUACUGUUCGCUCUUGAUAUGACAACAGGAAAGUCUACCGUGAAAUUAUUUGAAAAUGGCCUAACGUUGUUCUGCAAACUGUGUUCAUGUGGUGAAGAGAUAAUUAAUUCUUCAAUGAUCCAGACCUGCCUAAACCUGAUGGUAUCUCUUCUAAAAGAACAGUUUGUGUCGUCAACUUUGCAAAUUAUUAUACUGCGCGGAUUAUUGGAGUGCAUAGGAGAACCGCGAGUUGCUGAAGAAUUCUUGCGUUAUAGUAAUAAUGAGGAUAAUACAGGAAAUACAUUAUACAAAACUUUUAUUUUACCUAUGUUACAAAUCAAAAAUCUGCCUUUGCGCAUUUUACAUUUACUACAAGCUAUCGUACACAAAGUUGCUAUUUAUGAAGCCUGUACAGAUCUUCAACAGUUAGCGGAAGAAAAAUUACAACCUGGAAUGAAAAUGAAGAAAAAAGAAGAAUCAUCGAUUAAUUUCGACAAUCAAAAAAUAUAUAGUAUUUCGAAUUCAAAUAACAAUGUACAGAAACUAGAGGAUGUUGAAUUUAUCAUCGAUCGAGUGUGCAAUUGCUUACAUAUCGUUUCUAAAGCAGCUUUAUAUUAUAUGGCUUUACAUUCAGGGGAAGAUUCCAAUCAAAAUUACCCACCCAUCUUUUCUUUUAAAUAUCUCACUUCUUGUCACUUUUUUCCAGCCAUUACAAUUAUUAUGUCAUCGCACCGAGUGCGUUCGUGUUCGAGAUUUCAUGAAAUUGUGAAUUCUAUCGGUCGAUUAUGCGUUAUUUUAAUGGGUGCUCCGAUUAGCAUGCUUUAUCUGGUCAAACAAUUACAACAACCUAAUGAAUUAUUUGGUGACUGUUUAUUAAUUAUAUGGUCAACAAUUUUACGUCAACAUGAUGGCAUUUCAAUAGAAGAUUCUUCAGAACCCUUUUCAAAUUCUUAUCCGAUAACAGAUAUAAAUGAAUUAAGACGAACACCAGGUAUUGGGGAUAUAUGGUUUGGUUUUGGUCAAUCUACAACAGAUUAUGAGGAUUCUGUCUUGAAAAAGGCACGGCGGAUUUUGAGUAUGCAAAGCUGUGGUGCUAUUGGUGCAGAGACAGGUUCUUUGGAUAAUUGUAUUAUUCCAUCCGAUCAAUUAGUAAUAUUAUUGACAUAUCAGCUACAUGCUGUCGCUAUUAUUGAAAGGUUAUUGGAAUAUGGAAAAAGUGACAACCAUACUUACGUAGAAUAUGCCAAAAUAUCGAAAUUAUUGAAUGAUUUAUUUGAAUUGACCACAUUUAACGUUGGAAAGCAGGCCGUAGCAUCUGCAGUUAUUUAUCUCGAUGCUCUAUCGACCAUUUUAUCUCUUGCGAGUUUUAGUCCUGCACAAGAAUUUGUAUCGGCUUCCGUUUCAAGUACUGACUCUAAUGCUCUAGGACGUAUUCCUUUGGAACUUUUGGAAAUUAUUAUAAAGUUCUCUUCGUCAUUUCCAUUUUUAUUAACACCACAAAUCCAUGAACUUGUGAAUCCUUUUAUUUCUUCCGAAAGUCACUUACGUUCAUUAUGGGAUCCAAUUGCUGCCUUUCACGAAACUGGAAACAUUCAAGGAGUUAUCGAUGUUAUUAAACAUCAAAAAGAUUAUCCUGAAUGUUUAAGAGAUCAUAAUUCUGUUAAUCAAAUACUUGUUUCUCUUAGGCUUUUAAUGUCAUAUACAUAUAAUGAAAGUGGUAUUCUGCAUAUUUUGAAAGCUCGGAUGGAUGACUUUAGUGGUUUUGAUAAUGGUGACAGUUUUUUGGUUUUCUUAUUAAGGCUUUUAAAUCACGCUGCCGAAGUUCUAUCCGAUUUGAGCGAUUUUGUUGUUUAUGCAGAUGCAGAACAUCAAUCUACAUCAGAAUACACUUAUACAUCAGAUGGCUUAAAUUCUGAAAAUCAUGACGAAUCCAAAUUUCAAGAAAUGUCAAAAUCCAAUGGAAGUAUAUCUGAAAAUAGAAAUGAUCAUUCAAAUAAUAAUGCACCUACUUUUAUACAGUCUAUCGAGGUCUUUGAACUUCGAAGAGAAUUACUUGAUCUAGUUUGGUAUAAUUUAAUAUUAAUACGUAGACUUCUUCGAUCGGUUUAUGGAGACCCUGAAGGAAGUGCAGCUAAAAGACAUUUCAGAGAUAUAUAUGGUGAAAAUGAAUCACCAGAUGACCCUUCACCAUCUCAAAAAAAAUCGAUGGUUCGAAUUUGUGUUGAGCCAUGGCUCAUGCUUGUGUCUGCUUUAGAUCAUUUAGACGGACGUUUAAGUGACCAACUCGGAGCUACUUCAUUAAUAAGUAGUGAUCAACCAUUGAAAAAUGGACAAUCUGCACAGAUUGCACGCAUUCGUGGUCUUAUUUUAGGUUUAUUUGGUUUAUUAACUCAGAUUGUUAUUGAAGAAAAACCUAUACAACGUGAGGAAGUGCGAGGCAUAAAUUAUAGAGCUCGUUUUUUCUCUGAUUUUACUGGUCGUCAUGUGGUUAGGCAAUUAGUUGAUUUUAUAUUUGAUGGACCCAAUAAUUUCCUUAGCGGAUUGCAUAUUUUAAGUGAGAUAUUACCAACACCAUUGCUUUCUCAACGUUUCAUUAGAAAUUCACAUUGUUCUGCGGAUAAUUCUAUAGAAGGAAAAUUAGGAAAAUUAGAAAGUGAUGAUUUUACUAUUAAUUGGCAGCAAAGUCAACAGGAGGCACGUAUCUUACGAGAUUAUUGGAUUAAGCAAUUACUUCCUUUACGCGAUGAUUUAAUUUACCUCACCAAAAGUAUAGCUCCUUCGAGUUCGAAAAUAUUGCAUAUGAUGCUUCGUACUGUCAUAUGUCAAUUGGUUGAUUUAGAUUUCUUGGAUAUUGGUAUAGGAAAGGGAAUAGUAGCUGUUAUUGUCAAAGGCGUAAGAGAAUCUUUUGAGCAAUUCAAAUCGCUUAUUGAAAAGUCAGAAAAGCGGAACGUCAGUAUUAAUAUUGCUAUUGAUGACUUGAAAGGGGAAGAAUCUGAAAUGACGAAUGAUGAUAUGACCAUCUCUUCAGACAUUCAUAUUAAAUUAGCAAUAUUUGGACGAUGGAUGAGCCUUUUGACGUCCUUAUGUGGGACCUCAUCCGGAAGGUCAUUACUUCUUGAUUCUGUAAACAAUAAUUUAUUAGAAUGGGCAAAGCAGGACAAAAAUGAUCGAAUUCAAAUUCGUUCACUUUUAAUUCUACAGAAAAUCGCAGAAACAGAAAUAGGUGCUUUAUUUAUUCUUUCAAAAAAAGGUUACCUUCAGUUAAUUAGCAAUAUGAUGGCUUGGGUUCCUGAUUUGCUUCGAUCACAAGAUUUACGAGUACAAGACCUUACUAUUGCGUACCGUUCUAUCAUCUUUAUUCUUACAAUAAUAAGAUUUGUUUUUCCUGAACAAUUGCGAGACGAAUUCCCCUUUUUAAAAGAUAAUUUGGGGACUUUACCUGUAUUAUUUGACUCAUAUAAAGAUGCUGAAAUAAUUCUCAAGUUGUAUGAAAGUAUUGAGCAGCAUAUUAUUGAACUUCCAUAUGAAUCCCAUAAUAUAGAUGAAGAGAUGGUGUAUGAUCAUUUAUGUCAGUCUGUAGUUAAUGUUAUCAAAAGAUUUAAAGAUAAUAUACUUGUCUAUAUUCGAGAGAUUAAUGAAAAUGAAGUGAUGUUAAACAUUGAUGAAAAUUUAAAAAAAUUUAAUAUCAGGAUUUCCGAAGUUAUCAAUGAGCUCAAUAGUUAUAAUAUUUCCAUAAGGAAAGAAGUUGGAUCCAUAAGCAUUGGUGUAGUUAUCGAUGAUUAUCCGGAUUUCCCAUUUUAUGAUAUUGUAGAUGAUUUUGGCGUUGGCGGAUUAUUUAGCUCUCCUGAUAUAGAAAUAGAUUUUGAAGUUUUCGCCAAAGAGAUGUUGCCAAAUUUCCAAUUUCACAAAAAAAUGAAAAUUUCUGGUGAUAGCGCAGCAAAAGGGAGAAAAUUGCUAAAAACCCGCACUUUGAGUAAGCUUGGUGGUAUUGCAUACGAAAGCAAUGCUCGAAGGAAUUUGGGUGGGGGUAAGACUUAUCAAAAAAAUGAGUUUCGAAGCAUCCAUAAUAACAGAAAAGCCAAUACCAGCCGCCCUCCUUCGGUUCACGUUGAUGAUUUUAUGUCUGGGAAGAUUCCAGUCAAUCAACAACAUCCUGACAUGUUGUCUACAACGACCGCAACAACAAUUCCAACUAUUCCAACUACAGUAGCUAUUCAACAAAAGAAAACAAAUGCCACGAAUCGUGCCCAACCUCAGAAUAAACGAGGUGGAAUAAUUACUGCUACCCCUAACACUCAAUUGACUACUAAUAAUAGAGGACGAGGUAGAAGACCCAGUACAGGUUCGACAUCGGUACAGCGAGGUGUUUCGCGUGGUGCUAGUAAUAGUGGGCGAGGCGUAGGUGUAGGUAGAGGUAGUAAUACAACUGCAGGUAUUGUUGGUGGUUGGGAUAUGGGAAGUGGUACUUGGACUCCAUCCAUACCAUUAAUAAUGGGACCACCAAUGAAUAAAUAUAUGGAAUUUGAAAGACGGAUUGAAGGUCAACGUGAUUAUACUCGAUAUGAAGGUCAAACGAUGCGUACUGGAUAUUAUGAUAACCAAUAUUAUAGCAUGCCUUCUCCAAUGACUCCGUAUGAUCGUCCUCCAGUACAGCAAUCAGCUCCUGGAAUGGGUCCUCGGAUUAAAAAUGGAAGUGAACCCAGACGAACUGUUCCACAGGAAUGGGCACCGCGUUCCAUGACUUCUCAGCCUACAAGAAGGCCGGAAAGACCAUUUGGUAGAAGAUGA
Funneliformis mosseae is the source of this 5997-nucleotide messenger RNA. Lineage: Eukaryota; Fungi; Glomeromycota; Glomeromycetes; Glomerales; Glomeraceae. The record is from the annotation of a GenBank genome assembly.